AUGCUCAGGGAAGGAGGUGCACGAGAUGCUGAAAAACACCAUGGGGACUUUGCCAAGAUAGAGCUGCAUCUGAAGAGAACCAGUGAGAAGGAGAAGACCGCUGCCCUGGGCGGAGGCUACGUGAACGAGUCCAUUCUGAAAAGCAUUCACGGCUGGGACGAGCAGAUGAUCAGUUUUUCGAAGGCUCGGGCUGAAGCCCGAGGACUUCUUCGCAAGUCCGCCGAGCAUGGUGCGGACGAGUGGAAGGCCGUGCUGGAGGAGAAGUUUGAGAUGAAGAAGACGGACAGGACCACGACCGAGGCUACCUACGAUGCGGAUCUGAAGGCGCGAGCUGGUCGAUAUAUAUAUAUAUAUCUCUCUCUCUCUCUCUCUCUAUAUAUAUAUAUAUAUAGAUCUACAUCGAGCAUCCAAUAA
Molecule: messenger RNA, 414 nt
Organism: Symbiodinium sp. CCMP2456
Lineage: Eukaryota; Dinophyceae; Suessiales; Symbiodiniaceae
Source: the annotation of a GenBank genome assembly